AUCUUUCUGCAGUUUUUGUUUUUCUCAUUUUUCCACCAAGGCUGCCGCUUGCCGCGUGGCAGAAGUUGGCUAGUGAAUACUGUAGUGGCCAUUCAGCAUUUUGCUUGUUCUAUAUUCUGAUAUAUAUGAAAUAGUAUUCUGAUGGAAUACAUGGAGGCAUUGCAAGGAUUCAAAUUUUAACGUAUAAUUACGUGUUCACGUUAGACGUUUGUUAUGUGUCACGUAUGAAAGAAGCAAUUAUGAUGGAGGAAAUAAAACAGCUGAAAGAAAAAUAUGUCAAAGUGGACACAUCAGUACUUAAAAAUUUGUUUCUAUCACAGGCAGAAAUUGCAGAUAAAAUUAGAAAAAACCAAGAGCAACGUUGUAACGAUGACUCUAAAAUUAAGGAAUUAACAUCAAAGUUAGCUAUUAUGAAAGAAACUUUGAACACAGUGACUAACAAUUUGGAGGACAAAAGUAAUGAGUUGGAGAAACACAAUGUUUAUCUAGAAGAAUUAGAAGUAGAGAGAAAAAAGUUGUUUCAAGAAAUCAAACAAUUGGAAAUACAACAGCAGAGUUUAAAAGGUAGAUUAGCUAACCCUAAUUUACAAGAUCAACAAGUUCUAGAGCAGGGAAAGAAAAAGUUUAAACUAUAUAAAAAGCUAACAGGAAUACAAUGGGAUUAUGAAGCCUCACAACACAGUAUUAGAGGCUAUGUAACAAACAGACGUGAUUAUAUUCAUCACUUUUGUUAUGAAAAUCAAAAAAUUAAUGAAAAAUUAAUUGAUUCCUUAUGGCAUGAAAUAUAUUUGUCCACUAGUGAAGGUCCCAAAGAUACAAAUGAAAGUCUUCAACCUAAUAUUCCAGAUGUUUCUACAUAAUAUUGUAUCUAUUUAUACUUGUAAGUUUAUUUUAUUUUAAAAUUUUGAA
This is a messenger RNA of Harpegnathos saltator (Jerdon's jumping ant), 909 nucleotides long. RefSeq lists its product as uncharacterized. The record is from RefSeq and is a predicted model, not a curated record. The transcript is spliced from 6 exons. The coding region runs from base 225 to 860 and encodes 211 amino acids. Lineage: Eukaryota; Metazoa; Arthropoda; Insecta; Hymenoptera; Formicidae.